Strongyloides ratti is the source of this 1314-nucleotide messenger RNA. Its product is annotated as A-kinase anchor protein 10, mitochondrial. The transcript is spliced from 4 exons. The record is from RefSeq and is a predicted model, not a curated record. Lineage: Eukaryota; Metazoa; Nematoda; Chromadorea; Rhabditida; Strongyloididae. Bases 1 to 1314 code for a protein of 437 amino acids. Gene Ontology annotation, biological process: intracellular protein localization. Gene Ontology annotation, cellular component: plasma membrane.
AUGAACAAAUUAACUAAUAUACGAAAACAUUUUUUAAAAAAUAACGAUGAUUGUAAAUAUGCUUUAAAUGUGGAAAAAGAAAAUCCAAGAAGUUUAUCACCUUUAUUAAAUGAAGAUUUUGUUGAUAAAGUUAACAUUGCUGUUGGAUCAUUAGAGAGUAUAUUAAGUAAUCCACAAGCAAUGUCUUAUUUAAUACAAUAUAUGGAAAAUAUAAAUCAUUUAAAUUAUAUUAAAUUUUUAAUUCAUACUAAAUCAUUUUCUGAAGUCACUCCACCAUCUUAUCAAGAAGCUUUUUAUAUAUAUGAAUUAUAUUUUUCCUCAAAAUCAAUUAUUUCACUUUUUAAUGAAUCAACUAUUGAAGGAAUUAAAAAUGCAUUAAAUAAUAAAACAAUAACAAAUUUUCUUUAUAAAGAUGCAGUUUUAAGGGUAAAGGAAGUCAUUAAUAAACGGUAUUUAGAUUCAUUUUUAUCAUCUGUUUACUACAAAUCUUAUUUAAUAGAAUGUUUAAAUGAUUCUCCUUUUUCAUUAGCUGAUGUUUUUAACAUUGAUCAAUUAUUAUGCAAUUUCAUUGAAUAUUUAGACACUGAAAAUGAUAGAAAAUAUUUAGAAUUUAUAAUUGCUGUUAAUUCUUUUUUAGAAGACUAUAAUAAUUGUGUAGAUGAUAAAAGUCAGAUGGAAGAUGCUAUGAUAAUUUAUGAAAAAUAUAUUUCUAUGCAAGCUAUAGAAGCAUUAAAUUUUGGAGAUUCUGUUCGUGUUCAGGUUGAACAACAAAUUUGUAGCUUACAUGGAAAACCUUCAAAAGAAUGUUUUAAAGUUCCAUAUGAUUUAGCAAAGAAAUUGUUACAAGUUAAAAGUAUCCCACAAUAUAGAGAAAGUUUAUUUUUUUCUAGAUUAAAAAAGGAAUUAAAAUAUACGAUUGAUAUGAUGAAUGAUGUUUCGAAUCAUGGAAAUACAAAUUUUAUAAAUAUUGACUAUAUUAAUAAAAAAGGUACAUUUCAAGAUGAUGACAGUAUUUCUCUUAACAGUAAUGCAACUUCAAGUGUCAUAACUAAUAGUUGUCCUUUAACACCAAGAAAAAAGAAAAUUAAAGAAUAUUCUUUAGGAAAAGUUGAUGAAUAUGGAAGGUAUAGCCCAUUAUAUGAUUCUACAAUUCUUAAUUCUUCACCAACUCAUGUUCCAAAUAAAAUUAAACAAAAAAUUGAGAAUUUACUUAGUUCAAGCGCUAAAAAAGAAUCAUUAGUAGCUGAUCAAGUGGCUCAAUUAAUAAUUAAUGAUAUACAAAAUAUGAUUAAUAACGGAGUUUCUGAAGCAUAA